Messenger RNA from Monosiga brevicollis MX1, 2055 nucleotides. RefSeq lists its product as uncharacterized. Lineage: Eukaryota; Choanoflagellata; Craspedida; Salpingoecidae. The record is from RefSeq and is a predicted model, not a curated record. Gene Ontology annotation, biological process: protein dephosphorylation. Gene Ontology annotation, molecular function: protein tyrosine phosphatase activity. Bases 1 to 2055 code for a protein of 684 amino acids. The transcript is spliced from 20 exons.
AUGGGGCAAGCCGGAAGCAGCGCACUGAGCGGCAAGCGCGUCAUGACGCACGACGAGUUGGAAAACGUCGUCAGCUACCUCGAUCAGCAAAUGACGGCCUUGUUCCGACAUGCGGAGCGGCUGUCCACCAAUCAGAAUCGGGGCUGGAUCGAAGAGUAUAGCAAGUUUGCCGCCAUCCAGGGUGUGGCCCAUGCUUCCUUCACCGAGGAAAAUGUGAACAAAAACCGCUACCGCAACAUCUCUGCCUACGACCACACGCGCGUCAAGAUCACACCAAACCCGCACAAUGGCAUGUCCGACUACGUGAAUGCCAAUUACAUUCCAGGCGAAACCAAGUACAUUGCGGCCCAAGGGCCGGUGCCCGAGUCCUUCUACGCCUUUUGGCAAAUGGUUUGGGAAACCAAGGUUGAUGUCAUCGCCAUGGUGACCAACGAAAUUGAAGGCGGCAAGCUCAAGUGCCACCGCUAUUGGCCCGAAGAGCAGAACAGCGAGCUCAAGCUAGGCAAUCUGCGCAUCAUCUCCGGGCCCGCGCGCGACACCGCGACGCAUAUUUGCAAGCAUUUUAUGCUGCAAAACAUGGACACCAAUGAAUCCCGCGAGAUUGUGCAUCUGCGCUACACGGCGUGGCCUGACCAUGGUGUACCCGAGUCAGCCUCGGCCAUGCUCUCAUUUCGCAAAGCCAUCCUCAAGCUCCAAAAGUCCGACACGCUGCUCAUCCAUUGCAGUGCAGGCGUGGGCCGGACUGGAACCUAUAUCGCCAUCGACACGCUGGUGCGCCGUCUUGAGGCUGGUGCCCCCAACCUCGACCCUUGCGCCGUCGUGACGGAAAUGCGCCGCGCGCGCAAUUUCAUGGUUCAAACUUUGGUCCAGUAUCAGUUUGUAUUCAAAGCAUUGCUGGAAGUCAUAAACAAGUAUUUGCUGCGCGCUAAGAAAGCGCUUGCCGAAGUCAAGGGCCGCGCUGACGAGGCGGCUCGAGAAGCCGAACGGGCUUUGGAACUCAAGGAUAUCGAAGCCGAGCUACAGGAGGCCGAAGACAACUUUGCCAAUUUGACCGGCAUUGACGAGCAAGUGGAGCAGCUUGUCAACGAAUCUUUGGCAAAGCAAGGCACAGGCGUUGCUGCUUCCUCUUCAGCGGACUUUCGACAUGCCUAUAAACAAGGCAGUGACAAGGAGGUGGCUUCGAAGAUCACACAGAAGCAGCGUUUGGAGAGUUUGAUGGAUUACAUCACAUCUGAUGAAUGGCGCAAGACCGUUGAGGCGCCAACCAUUGAUGCCAAUGCACCCCUGUCCGCGCGCGUGCACUCACUUCAGCGUGAGGUGAAAAACGCUCAAGAAACCUGGAGGAAAGAUUAUGCCAACCAAGAGCAAGACUUCUCAGCCAAGCAGGCACACGGGGGUGAGGAGUACGACGUGUCUCAAUCCUUCACUCCACUCGAGUCGCGCAUCCUGGCCCUGGCUCAACAGCGCGAGGUGAUGGCGCUCAAGAGCGAUGACGUGCGACGUAAAAUGGAAGAGGAGGAGUUUGCUCGCAUCACCUCCCUGACUCAUCGCAUCAAGUCACUGGCCUCUGAGCGUCUGGAGGACCGGACCAAGUGGGCUGAUCGUCCGCGCAAGUCUGGUACCACGGCAGACUUGGCCGAUGGAUCUGCCGGCGUGCAGAUUGAAUCGUUGCGCGAACGCCUGCUCCGUAUGGCCAUGGCUCGUGAUGACUGGAAAUCCAAGGGCGAUUCUUUUGGGCGUGUCGUCGCCAAUCCUGUGCAACCGGCUCCACCGGGUCCGAGCUUUGAAGAGAUGGAGGCUCAGCUCAAGGCCGAGGAGGAAGCGGCUGAAGCAGCUCACCAGGCAGAGCUGGAGCGCAUGCGCCAGGCUGAGGAGGAAAGGCGCCGUAACGAGAAGCCUGUGCAGAGUGCCGUGUACGAGCGCAAGGAUGCGGUGGUGACACCGCAGGUUCAGUUGCGGGCGGCGCAGAAUGGUGCCCAAAAGGGUGGCGCGGAACAUCCCAUGAUUGCAGCAGCAAAAGCAGCCCAAGCGCGCCACCCUCAUGCCCGCUCGUAA